Molecule: messenger RNA, 1306 nt
Organism: Salvia splendens (bonfire salvia)
Lineage: Eukaryota; Viridiplantae; Streptophyta; Magnoliopsida; Lamiales; Lamiaceae
Product: triacylglycerol lipase 2
Exons: 9
Coding region: 27-1235 (402 amino acids)
Biological process (GO): lipid metabolic process
Molecular function (GO): hydrolase activity, acting on ester bonds
Source: RefSeq, a predicted model, not a curated record
AGAGAAGAUAUUUAGUGUGACAAAAAAUGGUGAUGACGUCAGCAACAUCCUUAAUUUUGUUGCUACUUAUGUUUGCUGCCUUAGCAGCUGGUGGAAGAACAAAGAUGUUAAGGGAAUUGGAAUCCAAUAAUCAUGGAGAUGGAAUGUGCAAGCUUGUGAUAGAAACACAAGGAUAUAGUUGUGAAGAUCAUAAGGUGACAACAGAAGAUGGAUACAUCCUUAGCAUGCAGCGGAUUCCGGCUGGGCGGUGGGGACCCGGGAAGAAGAGUGGGCCGAAGCCCCCGGUUCUACUUCAACACGGCCUACUGACGGAUGCCUUGAUAUGGUUGGAUAUGCCUCCUGAUGAAGCUCUAGGGUUCAUCUUGGCGGACAACGGGUUUGAUGUUUGGUUGGCCAACGUGCGAGGCACGACCCACAGUAGUAGCCAUACCUCGCUUAGCCCUAAUGAUCCGGAAUACUGGGAAUGGUCGUGGGACGAGCUAGCAGCAUACGACCUCCCAGCCAUGGCCGAGCACGUCUACCACCAAACAGGGCAGAAGAUCCACUACGUCGCUCAUUCAUUGGGAACCUUGAUGGGAUUUGCUGCGUUUUCGAGGCACAGGCUUUUGGAGAUGGUUAGAUCAGCUGCUAUGCUUAGCCCCAUAGCUUAUGUGGGGCAAUUGCCAUCUCCCGUUGCUAGAGCUGGUGCUGAUAUAUUCUUGGGUGAUGCGUUUUAUUGGUUGGGAGUCAGAAAAUUCAACCCACACGAGAAACAAGGUCCUCCUUCCAAACUCGCUGCUGAUAUCUGCACCAAAAUGAGCUGUUUUAAUAUACAGGAUCUUAUAUCAGGCCCUAAUUGUUGUAUGAACACUUCAAGACCAAAUUUUGAUAAGCAAGAACCAACGUCAACAAAGAACGUGAUUCAUCUAUCUCAGAUGAUUAGGAAAAAGAACAUAGCGAUGUACGACUAUGGCAUCAUAGCGGGGAACCGCAAGCACUAUGGACAGGCGAUGCCUCCCGAGUAUGACAUGACUAGAAUCCCGAGAGAUCUUCCUCUCCUCCUGAGCUACGGAGGGAAGGAUCUUCUCUCGGAUGUGAAGGACGUGCACACGCUCAUUGAGGCGUUAUCGAAUCAUGACCCGGAUAAGCUUGUGGUGCAGUAUGUAGAAAAGUAUGCUCACAUGGAUUUUGUUUAUGGUGUGAAUGCUAAGCAAGUUGUGUACAACCCUGUGAUGGACUUCUUUAAAUCGAACUAGAAUUUGUGUACAUUGUAAGUGAAUAACCGAUCUAAGAAAAGAAAAUGGAAGAAAAUGUUAUCAUUGUAAAA